Penicillium roqueforti is the source of this 1041-nucleotide messenger RNA. Its product is annotated as C2H2-type zinc finger protein. Gene Ontology annotation, biological process: regulation of transcription by RNA polymerase II. The transcript has 3 exons. Gene Ontology annotation, molecular function: DNA-binding transcription factor activity, RNA polymerase II-specific; RNA polymerase II cis-regulatory region sequence-specific DNA binding. Bases 1 to 1041 code for a protein of 346 amino acids. NCBI's taxonomy places the organism in Eukaryota, Fungi, Ascomycota, Eurotiomycetes, Eurotiales, Aspergillaceae. Gene Ontology annotation, cellular component: nucleus. The record is from RefSeq and is a predicted model, not a curated record.
AUGGUUAUGGAAAAUCAGAACCGUCCCUAUGGCGGCAUGAGCUUCGACAAUGUCUAUCAUCACACCCCACCACAGUUUACAGACCCGUGGGCACACAGUUCGUCGCAUUCGACGCCCCCAGUCUAUGCGACCUCCAUGGGCAAUGGCGCCAGCAUGGGGCUGGGCCAGGUCAAGCAGGAGGAAGUGAACCGCUCCGCCAUGUCCAUGCCCUAUCCCAACAUCCCCGUGUCUGCCCCGUCAAUGGUGACCGGGUCCAGCUACGCGAGCGCCGCCUAUGGGCCCGAGGUAAUGGGAAUGCAACACGAGGUUGCGCGCACAACUUUCGACCAGGCUCCUUCCUACACCAGCGCUCCCCCAAUGAGCAGCUUUGCACCUUCCAGCUAUGCCUACGCCCACGCCCCUAUUCACCCAUCCGCGCAAGACGGCCGCCGUAUCUCGCACUCAGACGCCGCUCGCGUUGGCGCUUCAGCUUCCGCCCCUACGUUCGGUGAUGCCCUCGACGCCAGCCGCGGAAUGGUCGCUCUCAGCCAGGAUCUGACUCCGCGCAACAUCUACGGCCCCGGUCCUCGCGGCACGCGAGGCUCGGCCGAUUCAUACGGUUUCCCUUCCACCCAAUCCUCCGCCUCGUCUAUCUCCUCCGGCGGCAACUACCCCUACUACAGCGCCUCGGUGGGCUCCGUCGACUCCUCCGUGACCGACUACAGCUCCACAACUUCCGAGUCAUACGAAUCGCGCACUCUUCCCCGGCCCACUAGCCUUUUGGCCGGUAGUGCUCCCCCUGGCCCGCAAUCGAUGAUGAGCCAGUUCAGCUCCAAGAUGCCCUCCAACACCCAGAAAAAGCACAAGUGCAAGGUCUGCGACAAGCGGUUCACGCGUCCAUCUUCGCUCCAGACGCAUAUGUACAGCCACACUGGCGAAAAGCCAUUCGCGUGUGAUGUUGAAGGCUGCGGGCGGCACUUCUCCGUUGUCUCAAACCUGCGCCGUCACAAGAAGGUCCACAAGGGCGAGAAGGAUCCCGGCUCUGGCGAUGACGACGAGUAA